AUGUAUCGUCAUCUUCCUAGUGACGUAAAAGGCGGAACUGUAACAAUUGGAGACCUCUCCGAUGCAUGCACAUUGAUAGCGGACCCAGUCGAAAGAAGCAUGCAUACUGUUUGGAAAAAGGCGCACAGGGAUUGUCCUUGGCGAUUGGCGUACCAAGCUGGUUACGACGCUGCACACGCAACAUUAAAUACAGCUACGAUGGGUGACGAUAAGACGUGGCGUUGCGGACCUAAGCAUGGACACAGAGUCUGUUGGGUUUAUGGGCAGUUUUGCGAUGAGAUAGCUGGUGUCUGUCGAGACGCCAGCACGUAUUGCUCGCCCUCAGAUUUUCCAGCUGAUGCGCCGUGCCGAAAUUCGAAGUACAACCAUGCAGAGACGACAAAAGGAGACUGCGCCUUGGCGAAUUACCCUGAGAAUCCAGGUGUAGACAAUUUCCACAUGGACAAAGACUCAGCUGCGGUACCAAACGCGACAGGGAUGAUGCUCACUUACGGCGACUGCACUCAAAGCUACGUAAGAGACCUUGGGGAACCGAUCCGGCCAUUGGCUCAAGCACAGUCGACCUGCGGAGGGGAGUUGCCGGGAUGCUCAGACUCGUGUACAACGGCUUUAAACGGUAUUUGCGAGGAUGGGGAAGCUCAGGGCCCGGAUGGCACAGCGGGUAUGGGCAGUUUUUCGUCGUUAACGGAAACUGGUAUUAGCUCUAGUGCAGCUGUUGCAGCUGCCGUAGGGGAUGGUAGCAGUAGCUCGAGUUCGAGUUUUGACGUGAAAAAGAGUUUUUACGCUUCCUUCUAUGGACCGAAGGAACCCCCAGUGGGCCAACAGGGGAUUACCAGAAAGACAAAAGGCAGCGUCGCUCUUUGCCCACGCGGAACGGAUUGUACGGAUUGCGGUGUAAGGGAAGGAGCUUGGCGGCGCAUCGUUCAUUCCCAGUUCUUCGAGAGCGGUCCUGGCUAA
Messenger RNA from Amoebophrya sp. A25, 957 nucleotides. NCBI's taxonomy places the organism in Eukaryota, Dinophyceae, Syndiniales, Amoebophryaceae. The record is from the annotation of a GenBank genome assembly.